AUGUCAGUCACCGUUUACUCGGGAAACCUUAACCCAACAGCUCCGGCGUUUUUACCGGCAAAUCUCUACCCAACACCCUUCUUUAUUCCGACAAGAAUCUACCACCCUCUUCCUCCUCCGCUUUACCCUCUCCAUCUCCCUCCUUUUUUCCCUAACUUCACCGGACCUCUACUUCCUCCUCCUUACCAUCUUCCGCUGACAUCGAUAACCCCGACUAGAGCCGUGAUGCUGUUAUCAGUACCAGGUGACGUCACUGAGUCAUCUAUUCGCCGGGACCUGGAAGUAUUCGGUGAGGUUCGUGGAGUCCAAAUGGAGAUAGUAAAUGAAGGAAUCGUGACCGUCCAUUUCUACAAUCUCAGAGACUCACAAAGGGCUCUAAAGGAGAUACGUAAUAAGCGUCACAUGCAGCAAGAACAAGCCGGUUCCGGUGGUGCUGGUUGUUACACGGCGGCGCGUGGACUCAUCUCCGGACGAUUCGUAUGGGCCCAUUUCGUAUUUCCUCAACUCACGGCGGUUCCACAAGGGAACAAUCAAGGGUCACUCGUGAUUAUGAAUUUGGAACCAACCGUCUCUUCCUCAACUCUCCGUCAGAUUUUCCAGGUUUAUGGGGAAGUGAAGGAGCUGAGAGAGACACCGUACAAGAGAGAACAGAGGUUCGUGGAGUUUUACGACGUCAGAGACGCCGCCUUAGCUCUCCGGGAGAUGGACGGGAAAUCCAUCGACGGUAAACCAAUCGUCGUUCAAUUUAGCCGUCCUGGUGGUUUCAGUAGAAAACUCUUCCUCGCUUCACGCUUCAACAAAAACUUCUUCUUCAACCACCACUUUCCUCCUCCGCCUCCGGCUCUGACGUAUCACCAUCGCCGGCUACCUUCUUCGGCGGGUCAGUUCCGAAGAAAAGGUUCGAUGAAGGUCAACACGAGGAGGAACCAGAAACAACCGUACGAGCGACAAGAGAAGUACAUUAACAAUACGAAGAGGACUAAAGAGCAUGUGAAUAAGAAUGUCAGCGAUGGUUGCUUCGUUAUAAACGAAGACGCUAUCGCCGGUGAGUCUAGUGGUUGCAGAGACGGUCGUACCACCGUCAUGAUAAAAAACAUCCCCAACAAGUACAGCCAGAAGCUGCUUUUGAAUUUACUGGACUCACAUUGCAACGACUGUAACCAAAAGAUUAUAGACGAAGGGAACAACAAUACGCCCAUGUCAUCUUAUGAUUUCGUCUACCUCCCCAUUGAUUUCAGCAACAAAUGCAAUGUGGGAUAUGGGUUUGUGAACAUGACUAGUCCUGAAGCAGUGUGGAGGCUUUACAAGGCCUUUCACAAUCAACAAUGGGGAGUUUUCAAAUCUACAAAGAUCUGCGAGGUCACUUACGCUCGACUUCAGGAACAUUUCAAGAAGUCGAGGGGUCCCGGAGUAGAAAUGGAGAAGUAUAUGCCGGUUCUGUUCUCGCCACCGCGUGAUGGGCGGUUGCUGACGGAGCCUAUCCCCGUAGCUGACCUCGGGGCCAAACCAGUGAGCGAGGACAGCUGUCACUCUAGAGAUGACAGAAGCGUCGUGUCGUGUUCGUCCGACAAGACGUUGGAGGAAGGAAGUGAUGGCGAGAGACUCGAGAAAACGGCGGCGUUUCGGAUGACGAAAGCUUAA
This is a messenger RNA of Arabis nemorensis, 1641 nucleotides long. NCBI's taxonomy places the organism in Eukaryota, Viridiplantae, Streptophyta, Magnoliopsida, Brassicales, Brassicaceae. The record is from the annotation of a GenBank genome assembly.